AUGGCAACGCAUGACUUUGCCAAUGGCCGACAAGGUUCUCUCCGCUUGACCGCAACAGAACCAACACCUCCGCGAACACCAGCACUCGCAGCAUUCGGACGAUCGACAAAAGGCGGAAUCGUCGUCUUUUCUGGAGGGAGUGCGGCGAAUAGUCUGGUUGAUGUGUUCCAUGAGAUUCGGGAAGCGAAUCAUAGUUGUUCGCUGAGUUAUGUUAUACCCAUCUCGGACAAUGGGGGGAGUUCGAGUGAGCUGAUAAGGGUGUUUGGUGGUCCUGGCAUCGGAGAUGUGCGCUCACGCUUGAUACGCCUGAUACCCAAUGAUGGCGACGAGGCGAAAGCCACGAGGGACUUCUUCAACUAUCGUCUACCGAAGGCGUACGCACCGGCGAGACUGGAGUGGCUGGACAUUGUCGAAGGUACCCACGGACUUUGGACUGGUAUCUCGAGUCCCAAGAAAGAGCUCAUUCGCAGCUUUCUCAACUCGAUCAAUACGGAGGCCAUCAAGCGGAUCCGGCCUACGAGUAGAUUCAAUUACUCUGGUGCGAGUAUUGGGAAUCUGUUCUUGACUGGAGCUAGAUUGUUCACCGGCAGCUUCGAGGCUGCGAUACACCUCGUGUCAAGCAUCUGCAAUGUCCCCGGUACAGUAUCGGUACUACCAGUGCUGAACACCAACUUCGCCCAUCACAUUGCUGCUGGCCUGGCUGAUAAUUCUGUAAUCGUUGGCCAGAACAACAUCAGCCACCCGAGUGAACGGGCUGUGGAUGUCAGUCACAUCCCGACUUCGCCUGGCCAGCUUCUCAGAGCACAAACAGAGGAACACGACAAAGUCGAAGAUGCGAACAUGCCGGGAACUUUACCAACCUUACGCAAGCCGGCCAUUGCCUUCUCCAAAGAAGACGAAGAGGAGUUGCCAGCUCGAAUCGAGCGUCUGUGGUACAUCAAUCCGUACGGCCAGGAGAUCACCAUACCAGCCAACCCACGAGUGCUUGAAGCAAUACGGAGCUCUUCGUGCGUGAUCUAUAGCAUCGGCAGUCUCUUCACCUCAAUCGUGCCAUCAUUAGUGCUUCGAGGCGUGGGUGAAGCAGUCGCAUCUCCUUCGAUCGGAACGAAAGUUCUGAUCCUGAACGGCACUCUGGAUCGAGAGACCGGUCCUUCCAACGACGCAUACACAGCUAUGGACUUUGUCGCUGCCAUCGCCAACGCUUGUGCAGACUCUCGUGGUUUAUCGAGACCAGACGCUUGUGACUACUGGCAGUAUGUUACGCAUAUCGUCUACUUGGACUCUCCGACUGGCCCGAGGAUCGACAAAGAUGCUUUCAAUAAGAUUGGCAUUGAGUCACUCCGGUGCUAUGGGCGCAAGGACGAGAAUGGCAAGAGCGGCCGCUACGAUUCGAGGGCGCUCACGCAAGCACUGGAGGCCAUCAUCGGGCGUAAAGAUCCGAGAGGCAUAUCGAGGCGUAAUACGCUCAUAGGAUGA
Messenger RNA from Fulvia fulva, 1476 nucleotides. RefSeq lists its product as uncharacterized. NCBI's taxonomy places the organism in Eukaryota, Fungi, Ascomycota, Dothideomycetes, Mycosphaerellales, Mycosphaerellaceae. The transcript is spliced from 4 exons. The record is from RefSeq and is a predicted model, not a curated record. Gene Ontology annotation, molecular function: LPPG:FO 2-phospho-L-lactate transferase activity. Bases 1 to 1476 code for a protein of 491 amino acids.